Messenger RNA from Trifolium pratense (red clover), 715 nucleotides. Its product is annotated as cysteine-rich PDZ-binding protein. NCBI's taxonomy places the organism in Eukaryota, Viridiplantae, Streptophyta, Magnoliopsida, Fabales, Fabaceae. Gene Ontology annotation, biological process: cytoplasmic microtubule organization. The record is from RefSeq and is a predicted model, not a curated record. The transcript has 4 exons. The coding region runs from base 163 to 453 and encodes 96 amino acids. Gene Ontology annotation, molecular function: microtubule binding.
AGGCUUGUCGUUUUAGUGUGCGUGUAAGUAUACAGCUGACAUUAAACGACACGAAUUAGCUGGAAAGGGGUUAGGGUUUUGCUCUGAUUUGGGAUCCAAAUUUUGAUAUUCAAAUUCGUAAAUUGACAAUCAAAUCAAUAAUCAGAACCAUUAGCAAUUGCAAUGGUCUGCGAGAAGUGUCAGAAGAAAUUAUCGAAGGUGAUAGUACCAGACAAAUGGAAAGAAGGUGCCAGCAAUACUACUGAAGGUGGUGGCCGCAAAAUCAACGAGAACAAGCUUCUUUCCAAGAAGAACAGAUGGACCCCUUAUGGAACUACUAAGUGCAUAAUUUGCAAGCAGCAAGUGCACCAGGAUGGCAAGUACUGUCACACUUGUGCUUACUCGAAAGGAGUUUGUGCGAUGUGUGGCAAGCAAGUUCUUGACACCAAGUUUUAUAAACAAAGCAAUGUGUAGUGGAUCUGUGCUUCUCUAUUCAUCUUCUUCUAGGUGUAUAAUAGCAUUUCGUUUCUAUCCAAUAUAGUCUAAUUGGUCGUGUUGCUAACACUGUAACUGGAGAUGUAAAAAAUAAAUACAGUGAGAGACUGAGAGUGAGGAGGGUUUACUAUUUUCUCUGCCAUAUGUAAUUUGCUUAUUGAAUGCUAAUUCUCGAUCUAAAAACACUGUAUUUUAAAACACUGUAUUUUAACGUUAAAUUCCGGUUUUGUUUGAGGUUUUA